Messenger RNA from Momordica charantia (bitter melon), 1442 nucleotides. RefSeq names its product S-adenosyl-L-methionine-dependent methyltransferases superfamily protein. The record is from RefSeq and is a predicted model, not a curated record. Lineage: Eukaryota; Viridiplantae; Streptophyta; Magnoliopsida; Cucurbitales; Cucurbitaceae.
GUUUAUAACUCCAAGCUUCGGCUAUGGAUUCUUGCAUGAUUCAUGAAUCUGGGCUCUGGAUUUGCCUGAGAAAUGUGGCGCAGAGUUGGAUUGAUGCGAGGGCUAGGUGCUCGGCGGUUUUCAGCGGGCACUCGCCGUCGUGUCGAGGACGAGGGAGACUGGUUCUACGCCUCUGAAUGGUGGGGGAACGAUUCCGACGGUGAUGGGCACGCUGUUUUCCGUUCAGCAUCUGAAAAGGGAAACGGCGUAGUCUCUGUUAUUGCAUAUCCUUCUUCCAGGCCUAAUGGACUUCAUUGGCCAGGAACUGGAAGGUGGCUUCAACAAAGAUAUGCAGAGAUAUGCCCUGGCAGCAAGAACGAGGGACGGUUCGAGAUUCUUGGAUAUCAAUGGCGGGUGCUUCGCUUCAAUGAUAAUACUCGCCAAAGCACUGCCAAAGUAAUGGCUGCUUGCCAGGAAUCAGAACCCGAGUCAAUUUUUCUCAUGCAGCAGGCGCAUUGCUUGGCUGUUCCUUAUCUGAAGAGUAUGGUAUCGGUUGGGUUGACCACUAUAGCAUCUUGUGGGUAUGAUCUUUUGAAUGCAAUACAAGGAAAACAAAAUUUACAUAUUUUAUGCAUUGGUCAUGGUGGCGGGAGCUUGCCACUAUUCUUAGCGAGUAAAAUUCAAGGUGCCACUGUCCACAUAGUUGAAAUCGACCCUCUUGUUAUCUCAGCCUCAGUCCAAGCUAUGGGCUUCCCAGCUUUCUCGGUUAUGACCGCAUCAGGUGAGCGUGCAUCUAGCAAACCUGGAUUCAUCGAUGAUGUCAUGUGGAAAGGUGUCCAUGAAAGACUCUUCCUCUAUGAAUUAGAUGCAGAGGACCUCAUCUGCAACACAACCAAUCUAUACGACAUGGUCUUCAUUGACGCUUACGACGGAGACGACAUAUUCCCUCGAAAACUCUGGGAUCCAAAUUACACAUUCCUCGAAGCUCUCAGCAAGCGGCUUCAUCCUAAACAUGGCACUGUGGUGGUGAAUCUUCACUCCGAUUCCGAUCUGUUGAAUCCCGAUGGCUCUGUCCCAUCUGUUCUUGAACAUAUAUUGCCAAUGGGAAAGUACGUAUCCCAAAUCGGCCGAGCAUACAAGGAUGUUUUGGCGAGAGAUGGCAGUUCUUCCGAGAAAAUUUCUGGUUUGGGAUUCACAGUGGCGGUUCCCUGGGUUUGCAACACAUCUUUAGUUGUGUGCAAAGGUUUCCCAAUGAACUGUGAGUAUCUUAACGGGGAUUUGUUAAUGAACAUGCUGAUAUCCAAAUCCCUUGAAGUAGAGCGUCUUAUGAAGUUGCCAUUUUCAUGCUUGGAGUAUAUAAAGAGAGGUUUUGUACUUAUUAAUUAACUGUUCAAUGCUUCUCAGCUUUAGCAGAAAUUGAAAAGUUUUUCCAUCACUUCAUCUCUUCCAUCCCCAAGAAAGUU